AUGGCGUCGGCGACCGCAACCGCGCCGGCGGGCACCGAGACCUUCUCGGUGAACCCGUCGCCGGACGAGAUCGCGCUGUGCACGAUCGACACCUGCCCGAUCAACUCGUCCUUCUACAUGUACCGGCUAUCACUGGCGACCAACGUGGCGUUCGCGGCCAUCUUCGGCUUCCACUUCGCCGCCUUCACCGCGGUCUGGGCCUGGACGCGCCGCGGCACGAGCUUCACCGUGCCCUUCCUGCUCGGCAUCGCCUGCGAGAUCGUCGGCUACGCGGGGCGCAUCAAGUCCUACUACAACCAGUGGGAGGAGACGGGCUUCUUCAUGCAGAUCAUCGGCCUCACCAUCGGCCCGGCCUUCCUGUCCGCGAGCGUGUACCUGUGCCUGUCGCGCAUCGUGGCCAUCUACGGGCCGGCCAACUCGCGCAUCCCGGCCGGGUGGUACACCCGCAUCUUCAUCCCCUGCGACAUCGUCUCCCUCGUCCUGCAAGCGGGCGGCGGGGCGGCUGCGUCGGUGGCGCUGGACAACCACACGAGCCUGGACCCGGGCGACAACGCGAUGCUGGCGGGGCUGAUCCUGCAGGUGGUGACGCUGGCCAUCUUCGUCGGGCUGUGCGCCGACUUCGGGCUGCGCACGUGGCGGCGGGCGCGGGCGGUCGGGUGCGCGGCGGCGCUGCCGCAGGACGCGGCGCUCGCGCGCGCCCGCGCCUCGUGGUCCUUCCGCGGUUUCCUGGCCGCGCUCGGCCUCGCGGUGCUGGCCAUCUUCUGGCGGGCUGGACCGGCCCGCAUGUACGACCAGUGGAUGUUCGUCGGGUUCGAGGGCGUCAUGGUUGUCGCGGCCGUGUCGGCCCUGCUGGUUUUCCACCCGGCCGUGUGCCUGGGCGAGCUGAUCGAGCUGCACGCGGAGACGGCUAGGGUAAGGGCAGGGCAGGAGGAGGAGCUCGGCGAGGAGCGCGAGAUGGUCAAGUUUGCUCGCGGUGUGGCUGGCGGUGGCAGCUCGGACGACAACACCGAGCAUGGGGAGCGCCAGCCUCCGGUGCCAUAG
Thermothielavioides terrestris NRRL 8126 is the source of this 1041-nucleotide messenger RNA. RefSeq lists its product as uncharacterized. The transcript has 3 exons. NCBI's taxonomy places the organism in Eukaryota, Fungi, Ascomycota, Sordariomycetes, Sordariales, Chaetomiaceae. Bases 1 to 1041 code for a protein of 346 amino acids. Gene Ontology annotation, cellular component: fungal-type vacuole; plasma membrane. The record is from RefSeq and is a predicted model, not a curated record.